GCGAGUAAUGCCCCUCACUUUCCUGGUUGCGCUGCCCUUCCUCCUCCUCCUCCCGCUCCCGGCUUUGAAGCUUUUGUUUUCCCCGUCCGCUGCGAUGGCAGGAAACUUCCCGGAGGGAUGGGCUCAGGCCGGGCUUGUGCUGCGCUGGGCUCCGCAGGGCACCGGCCACGCCGUGAGGUUAUUUGGAAAGGGAAUACUUUGCUGAACAGAACAGCACAAGAUGACUUAUGAUUCCUGCUCUUCAUGGGAGCCUGUCUGGAUUGUCCCUGCAGAAUGCUACAGAUUCCUUCCCUCUUCGGUGUUCUUGGUUUGUGGAGUCAUAAACCUCAGUGGAACUUUGGAUGGAAAUACUGAUAUGAGUUUAAGAACUUUGAUGCUUUCAGACGUUGAAUUUUGAUUUGUUAAAUAACCAGGAAUAAGAUACUGCCUGAACAAGAUGAAAUGCCUUGAAGACCUUCGGUUGUGCUUUAAUUUCUCCUGAAGCAAUGGUUUUCUCAGCAAUGUUGACGCUGGCCCACUCUGGGACCUCAAAUGCUACUUUUAUUGUUUAUGAAAAUGCCUAUACGAAUUUUACCACUCCCCAGUUCUUGCUUCAUAGUGGCACAACCCAGCCAUUGAGAUACAGUUCAGGUGCCGUGCUCACCACUGAGAGAAGUACUUUUCUGGUAAACACUACAGCUAUCCUGCCAUCGCAAGAAGUUUUCAGGAGCCUGAGUUUGCCACUCCAGAUCAUUCUUUCUGCUGCUAUGAUAUUUAUCCUGUUGGUUUCUUUCCUUGGAAACUUUGUCGUCUGCCUCAUGGUCUACCAGAAGGCAGCUAUGCGAUCUGCAAUUAACAUCCUCUUAGCAAGCCUGGCUUUUGCAGACAUGCUGCUGGCAGUGCUGAACAUGCCUUUUGCUCUGGUAACAAUCAUUACCACUCAGUGGAUUUUUGGGGAUAUAUUCUGCAGAGUCUCUGCCAUGUUCUUCUGGGUUUUUGUCAUAGAGGGAGUAGCCAUUCUUCUUAUUAUUAGUAUUGACCGAUUUCUUAUCAUAGUUCAGAGGCAAGAUAAACUGAACCCUUACCGUGCAAAGAUUCUCAUUGUGAUUUCCUGGGCAGCAUCCUUUGUUGUUGCUUUUCCGUUAUCAGUAGGGAAUCCUAAUCUGCAGAUACCCUCGAGAGCACCUCAGUGUGUUUUUGGCUACUCUACAAGCCCAGGUUACCGAGCCUACGUGAUAGUUGUCUUGCUAAUUUCUUUUUUUAUUCCAUUCCUGGUAAUGCUAUAUUCUUUUAUGGGCAUACUCAACACCGUCCGCCACAAUGCGGUUCGUAUCCAUAGCCACCCUGAUAGCAUAUGCCUCAGCCAGGCCAGCAAACUUGGUCUCAUGAGCUUACAGAGACCUUUUCAGAUGAAUAUUGAUAUGAGCUUUAAAACUCGUGCCUUCACAACCAUCUUGAUUUUGUUCCUUGUCUUCAUAGUCUGUUGGGCACCCUUCACCACUUACAGCCUUAUAGCCACAUUCAACAGCCACUUCUACUACAAGCACAACUUUUUUGAGAUAAGCACUUGGCUCCUUUGGCUCUGCUACCUCAAGUCUGCACUGAACCCACUGAUUUACUACUGGAGGAUUAAGAAGUUUCAUGAUGCAUGCUUGGACUUGAUGCCCAAAUACUUCAAGUUUUUGCCACAGCUACCUGGCCAUACAAGGCGGCGCAUUCGACCCAGUGCCAUCUAUGUGUGUGGGGAGCAUCGGUCGGUAGUGUGAACUUGUGGUUGUUUGACAAUGAUUGUUAUUUUCUGGGAUUAUUUGUUUUUAGGCUUUAGGUUGAAUUUUUUGUUUUGUUUAAUAUGGCUUUUUCAGUGUGGCCAUACCUUAUAACUUGAUUAAAUUUUCCAGUACUCUGUGCAAUUUGGGGAGGAAAGAUAGAGGGAGGGAAAGUGAUUGGUUAUAGUUGGGUUUACUACCAGAAUACAAUGUAAACAAAAUAACAAAUGUUACCUCUAGGAUUCCAUGGAAAUCCAUUCUUUUAAAUGAAAACUACAUUUGUAACAUUUUGUCAGGUUUAUGCUUACUAGGCCUGCAAUUGCAUCUAAUUGUAGGGACUUUUUAUGCUGCUAAGAUACAGUAUAUUUAGUUGGUGUAACUCUUCUGAAAAAUGUUGCUGCUGUCUGCCAAUAUAUUAGAGCCAAAAAGUCUCAUUAGAUUACUUAUAUUUAAUUUUAACAAUAUUUCAGAAGUUUUCAUGGUAACACUAGAAAACUUUUUUCUUUUUGUUAAUAUUUCCAUUAAUAUUUUGUGCACUUUACAAAAUUUACUGUAGAAUUUGUUCAUUGGAAUAUUUUGUUCUGUAUUGAGGGGGUAUUAUUAUUAUUAUUAUUAUUUGUUAUAUUGGUGAAUUUCAAUGAAAGACCCAUGUAAGCUCUAGGAGGGCAAUUUAUGUUGGUAUAGCUACACGUACGGUCAUAGAUUUGCUGUUUUUCUAACAAUUGAUCAAAAGUAACAUUAACUGCUCAGUUAUAAGGGGAGUUGGAAGGAGAAAAUGGAGGAAUGAAUGGGAAAGCAAGCAAUGAAAAUACUAUGUCCUGAGGUUUAGGCUAACACAAUAUUUAGAAAAACAGAGUACAUGUGAAAAUGGUCACAGGGGGAAAGGAUGGCUGUAGUUGUUACUCUAGGCUGUUACAAGCUAUCCAAACCUGAUGGUAUACCUGAAAACCUAUCUGAAAUUGUGACUUUGGGCCUACAAUUUAUACUGUGUUGGUAUGAUAUAGUGCUGUUUCUGCUUGGAGCUUGUAUAAGGCUAGCUGUGCUCUACACUGCUGAAAUCAUGCUGUCAGGCAUUCAUUGGGAUAGAAUUAGAAAUAGUAGGGUGAAGCAGCAAACAAAUAGCACAUGAAUCAUAGUUGAGGCUAGGGCUUAGUUUACAUAGUAAUUACAGGGAAAAAUGUCCUCAACUUGCUUGUUUUCCAGUUUUAGACCGAAACCAUAAACUGAUAAUCGUAGAAUCACAGAAUGGUUUGGGUUGGAAGGGAUCUUAAAGAUCACCUGGUUCCAACCCCCCUGCCAUGGGCAGGGACACCUUCUACUACACCAGGUUGCUCAAAGCCCCAUCCAGCCUGGCCUUGAACACUGCCAGGGAUGGGGCAGCCACAACCUCUCUGGGCAACCUGUUCCAAUGCCUCACCACCCUCACAGGGAAGAACUUCUUCCUUAUGUCUAAUCUAAAUCUACCCUCUUUCAGUUUAAAGCCAUUACCCUUUAUAAUAGUUGGCCAGCAGAGUUUUCUGGGGAUGUAAGUUAAAUUCCCCUUUUCCCUCUGAUACUACUUUACAUUGAUUUUUCGUUGCCCCUUUUUGUCUAUAGUGCCUGCUGCCUCAAGAGUUUGCUCUGCUGUUCUCAUCUGUGAAGCAUCAGCUUUUCUCCCUGAAAUGCCAAAUCACCUCUCUGAUUAAUAUCAGGCUGUCUCAGUACCUGCCUGGAAAGCAGAAAGGCAAAGGUUUUCCUUGAUGAUAGCAAUCCAGACUCAGAUAUUUUAUUUUAAUCAGCUAAAUAAAUAUUUAAUGUGAAGUAAGUAAAAUUAAGACUUAGGUUUGGGCUUUGAAGCGAGAUCCCCAGUUGCUCUGAGGCUGGAGAAGAAUGCCUGCAGAAUUUGUGUGUCCUUGCAGUGGGCUUUUGGGGGCUGUCUGUGGCUGAGCACAGGAGGAUUACCAUACAACAAACUUAUCAACCAGGGCUAGGGUUUGGGCUUCUCUUGCUUCCAUCUCUCUUUCAGUACCCCAAAGCAUGGGGACCUCUUCAUUGUUCUUGUACCCAAGGACAAAAUAAUAGCAAUUUUAUCUAUUUCUAUCUAUCCACACAGUAUAGGACUUUUCCUUCCUACACAUAUUUAUGUGUAGGAAGGAAAUGCCCUGUUCUGUGUGGAUGUCUAGGGACUGCUUGCUUCCUGAGGCCAGCUAAACAUUUACACCCCAGAUUUUAUUUAGGUCUUCAGUGAAGUUUAAGAGUUAUCUCUGUUCUUCUCAUUGACAACUAUCGGUAAAAGUGUUGGGAAUAUUUAAAUUUUAGGAGUAUAAAAGGAACAAUUUUGAAUUUAGUAAUUUCAUUUUUUUUAAAAAAAGCUGCUAGCUGAGGUUGCGGGUUACAUGUAAAGGCACCUAGGCAGUGGUGAUGUUAUUGAUGUCCAUGCUUUCCAUUUCUUGUCAACUUCACUGAUGAUGGUACAGAUUUUUUGAAUCAAAAUGACAGGCAGUAAAGGAAUUCAGCUGUAAAACAGAGUGUUUUAGAGUAUCUUUGCAGUAUAGCUUUUAUCUCUCAAUUACAUUUACAUUGAUAGUGGAAGUUUAUGACCUGGUUAGUAUGGAUUUUCUGUUUCAGAGCUGUCAUGCCUGCUUAUCUCUGAAAGCUGCAAAAUUGUGCUUAAAGCUAAUGUAAUAGAGUGAGAGCAUACACUGUCUAAGAUGGCAGGAACAGGUAUUUUUGCUGUCUUCCAGAGCUAUAAUGCAAGAGGUUUGAAUGAAUGUCGUAAAACAUGGUAAUUCAAAAAGGAAAGAUGAUGAGUAAUACAGGAAAGUUAGUGAAAUUACUUUCUUGAAGGGGGGAGGGGAAAAGAUUUUGUGGAGGUUUCAUAAUCUCUGAUAAGUACUGGCUGUGAAGUAGAAAUUACAAACAUCAGAGUAAGUUAAUUUGUCUUGAUAAUUUAGUGUUUGUUUACAUUGACUGUAACAAAGUUUCCACUCAGAGCUGAUACUUGAAGAAAAAAAACCCAAACUGUGUGGCCCAAAUUCACAGUUGACUUACAUGGUGGUACACUAUUCACACUUACCAGGUUUUAGAGGUGAUCAGAGCAUACAGUGAACAAAAGGGUGUUCAAAAAAAGAAACAAGGUCGCAUAGAAGUAAUUGUGUGUUUACAGAACCAUUUGGGCUAUUAUGUCUAAUAUACUGUCUUUAGAGCAGUGCCUUGAUAAUUACAGCUGAAGUCGAAGCACCAAGUUGAAGACCGCUAAACUGCUCAGUCUUGCUGUCUGUGAUCCUGCCAAGAUCAGCAUAACCUUGCUAACAUUUGUAAUGUUAAAAUGCAUAUGUGUUGGCAGGAUCGGGGCUACUGAGGCAUUUUAGUGGGCUUGACCUUGACCAAGACCAAGGAUUUUAAAAACCGAAAUUGAUCCUUCUUGAUUCUACUGGGGAAUUAUAAUUUUCUUCCUCUCCAGAAAUGAUACUCGUUACUAAACUGUAUUCCCUCAUGUUACAUUUUCAGAAACCUUUGGUAUGGAGGAGUGAAAUGAAUGUAUUUUGAAUUAUGUUGCAGUUUAAUUCAUUCUGUCAAAGCAUGCUGCUUACACAAGUCUCAUUUGUACAAAUCUAUUGCUAAAAUGAUUCUUUUGUACUCAAAGUUGUGUAUUUUUGACAUUUCUUGUUACUCAUGUAAAAAUAUUUAUGUAUAUAGAGAAGAAAAUUGUUUUGCCUCUUAUUGCUUUCUGUUACUAUUUUUUCCCUUGUAUACUUAAUGCUUUCAUAUUUUCUUUUAUUCGAGCAUAUGCAUAAACAACUGCAAGAUUUCGGUGGUCUUUCUGCAACCGUUUGAGACUUUUAAUUCUCAAACCAUUCAACAAUGCCCUCUUUGAAAGAGAUUUUGAUUUAUUUUUGUGUGAAAAAUAAAAAUUCAGAGCACAAGUUUGUUGCGGUUGGAAUGGUGAGGAAUUUCUUAAGUCCAGUUUUCCAGGAGCCACUACUUUGCCAUUAUGAACUGGUUUGAUCGUUUUUGAGGAGUAGUCAUUUCCUGAUGUGGAGAAACCUUGAAUUACUGUUUUAAAACAAGCUGUUAAGUAGAAUGGCAUUGUCUUUUCUGUACAUAUUACACCUGUGAAAAUACCUGAGAAACAAAAAAAAAAAAAAGAAAGAAAAAAUAAACAUGAAGAUUCUACAAAUAUAUAGCAAAAGUCUAUAGAAUUGCUCUAUCUUUGUGCAUUUACAGGUUUCUUUAAUGCCCAACUUCAUAGUUUCAAACACUUUAUCUGUAUAUUAAAUAACAAAGAUUGUUUGCCUGAUUUAGAUGGUUUUGUUUAAGCCAAAAUGUUUCUUGUCUAAAGAAUUUACAGAAUGCUCUUUUCUGAGGCAUUGGGGUAGAGAUAUGUCAAUAUAUCUAAAACAAAUAUAAUAAUAUCCAGCAGAAGAGAGAGAAAGCCUAAAAAGAAAAUAACUUUCCUAAAAAUACUACCUGAACUGGAUGUACUACCUUUAAGCUAGGACUGAGUGAUUAAGAUCAUCUUAUUAUGCAAUAAAUAACACAGGCAGUGGCGCUGCAUGGCAUCA
Harpia harpyja (harpy eagle) is the source of this 6289-nucleotide messenger RNA. It is a transcript of the gene GPR63, whose product is annotated as G protein-coupled receptor 63. Gene Ontology annotation, biological process: G protein-coupled receptor signaling pathway. Gene Ontology annotation, cellular component: membrane. Bases 486 to 1745 code for a protein of 419 amino acids. The transcript has 4 exons. Lineage: Eukaryota; Metazoa; Chordata; Aves; Accipitriformes; Accipitridae. Gene Ontology annotation, molecular function: G protein-coupled receptor activity. The record is from RefSeq and is a predicted model, not a curated record.